Striga hermonthica is the source of this 710-nucleotide messenger RNA. The record is from the annotation of a GenBank genome assembly. NCBI's taxonomy places the organism in Eukaryota, Viridiplantae, Streptophyta, Magnoliopsida, Lamiales, Orobanchaceae.
UACUCGGUCCGAAAAUGAUCGAGGAGACAGCUGAGCAAGUCGAGCUUAUCAGACAGAGACUUAAAACAGUGCAGAGUCGGCAGAAGUCAUCGGCCGACAAGCAUAGACGUGACAUUCAGUUCGAAGUCGGAGAACGAGCUUUUCUCAGAGUUAGCCCAAUUCGCGGAGUUAUUCCAUUUGGGAAGAGAGGGAAGUUACACCCUCAGUUCAUAGGCCCGUUCGAAGUCCUCGAGCGAGUGGGCGAAGUUGCGUAUCGAUUAGCCUUACCUCUCGAGUUAUCCAGUGUUCAUAAUCUCUUUCAUGUAUCUAUGUUGCGUAAAUACGUGUGCGAUCCCGAUCAUGUUAUUCUGCAUACCGAUGUUCAAAUCAAUCCCGAUUUUUUUCCAAGCCUAGGAGAUCCUCGUAUAGUCGACGAAUGGGUCCAGGGCCUUGAAAUGAUCUUCGAGGUCAUGGACUGUCCUGACCAUUAUCGGGUCAUAUGUGCACAAAUCCAGUUGACCGGUGAUGCCCGACUCUGGUGGAAUGCCCAUUGGAGUAUGCGUCCCGGCAAGAAAGAAGGCUGUACAUGGGACCAAUUCAAGGAGUUGAUCCGCGGGAAGUACUAUCCUUCGUACUACCGAGCAGAUAUGGAGCGCCAGUUCCUAGCACUCAGACAGGGUACUCGUUCUGUCAACGAGUACGAAAAAGAGUUUACUCGACUCGGAUCCUUU